Lactuca sativa (garden lettuce) is the source of this 1434-nucleotide messenger RNA. RefSeq lists its product as uncharacterized. Lineage: Eukaryota; Viridiplantae; Streptophyta; Magnoliopsida; Asterales; Asteraceae. Gene Ontology annotation, molecular function: nucleic acid binding; zinc ion binding. The record is from RefSeq and is a predicted model, not a curated record.
AUGGGUCAGUGCAGGAGAGCAAAAAAGCAUGCUAUUGAGCUAAUUGAAGGCACAUUGGUUGAGCACUAUUCAAAGCUUUGGUCAUAUGGUGAGGAGAUAAGAAGAUCAAACCCAGGAUCAACUGUGAAAAUUGAUGUCAAUACUAUGCCUGAUGGGAAAAAUUAUUUUAGUAAGUUUUAUGUAUGUUUUGAGGGACUAAAGCAAGGGUGGAGGGGCAAUUGUAGAAGAGUAAUUAACCUAGAUGGAUGUUUCCUUAAGGGGCUAUGUACUGGAGAGUUAAUAACUGCUAUUGGAAGGGAUGUUAAUAAUCAUAUAUUUCUAAUUGCAUGGGCAGUUGUGUGUGUUGAAAACAAAGAGAAUUGGAAAUGGUUUUUGGAAAAUUUAAAAGAUGACUUAGGAAUGGACAAUGGUUUUGGAAUUGCAUUGAUGUCAGAUCAGCAUCAGGGACUAUUGGAAGCUGUGAAGGAGAUUUUGCCUACUGUUGAACACGGACAGUGUGCAAGGCAUGUUGUUGCCAACUUUAGGAAAAGAUUCCCUGGAGUGAUGUAUGAGAAGAUGUUUUGGAAGGCAUGCAAGGCAUCUACUGAGCCUUUACACAAUGCAACAAUGAAGGAAAUACAACUUCUCAAUCCUCCAGCCUUUGAGUAUCUAACAGAAAAUAACCCACAAUCAUGGUGUAUAGCUUUUUUUCAAGAGGGCAAGAUGUGUGAUGUUGUAGAGAAUGGGUUGUCGGAGAGCUUUAACAAUGUUAUAAGAGAUGCAAGGAAGAAACCAAUCAUCAUAAUGCUUGAAGAGAUUAGAUUUUCAAAGGUUUUACCAACUAGUUUGAACCAAUUUGAGACAAGAAACUUAGCAGAGUCUUAUAUCGUUGACUUAGACAAUAAGACAUGCUCUUGUAGAGUUUGGCAACUAAAUGGGUAUGGGUGUGUGCACUCAGUUGCAACUAUUAGUUACCUAAACAGAGAUGUCGGAAGUUAUGUGGAUCCCAUGUUCUUUGGAGCUUUUUAUAGAAAUGCUUACAAGUAUCCACUGAGAGGGAUGAAUGGCAGCAAUAUGUGGCCAAGUACCAAUUUCAUACCACCACUACCACCUUUGAAACGGAAAAUGUCAGGCAGGCCUAAAGUCAAUAGAAGGAAGGACCCAGGAGAAAAGACUACUAGACACACCGUGUCAAAGGUUGGGAAGAAAAUUCUAUGUAGUGUGUGUAAACAAGUUGGUCACAACAAGGCUACAUGUCCUAAAGUUGAGAAGCCCAAAAAACUCAAGGUGAAGAGAAAGAUAUCAACUACUAAAGGUGGUAAUGAAGCGGAAGGAAGUGGUUCAAAACAAUUGUUGGACGUAAACAGAAGCAAUCUGAAGGUGGUAAUGAAGAGGAAGGAAGUGGUUCAAAAACAACAGUUGCACGUAAACGGAAGCAAUCAGAGAGGAUUAUAA